UGAACUGGUUACAGAGAGUCCACCAACUACGCUAGUGAACUUCACGGACGUGGCUGCAUUUCUGUCUGAUUUGGACAAAAUUUUGCAAAUGGAAGCUAUAGAUGCAGGCAUUGCAAGUCAAAUCAUUGGCAUGAUAAGCACCCUCCUCAAUGCCUCCCCUACUGUUCUUUCUUCAUUUUCCAAAAGACUAAUACAAAGUGUUGACACAAUUGGCCGGAAGCUGAAUUUCACAACUGAAUCAAUAAACAUCACCUCGUCCUCUUUGGCUCUGGCGGUAUCCAAGAUCAAUGCAACAGGCUUCAACGGAGCAGACUUCAGCAUCAGUGAUGUCACCAACCUGCAGGUUUCUCUGGAUGAAGCAGCCCCUGCAGAAACAUUUGCAGCAAUUAAACUUCCACCUUCUCUGCUGAGCAACUUGACAUCGGAGAAUCAUGAGCAAGCGUCAAGAGUACAAUUCACCUUCUACAAAAAACCAACACUCUUCCAGGAUCCCAGCCUGAAGAGAACAUCCUCCUUGAACAGUUACAUCAUCGCAUCCAGUGUUGCAAAUCUUAGCAUUGCUAAUCUGACAGAUCCAGUCCGAAUCACAUUCAGGAAUAUUGAGCCCACAAAGAAUGAUUUUAAGGUACAGUGUGUGUUCUGGGACUUCAGUAAAAACAGUGGUAGAGGCGGAUGGAAUUCAGAUGGUUGCAGAACAGAACAGAAAGCUUCUAAUGAGACAUCCUGUGAAUGUGACCAUCUCACGCACUUUGGCGUCUUGCUGGAUAUUUCCAGAGACAAAAUUGAUGAACAGAACAACCGGAUCCUUACUUUCAUUACAUAUAUUGGUUGCGGACUUUCCUCAGUUCUGUUGGCUGUAACCCUGGUUACCUAUCUCGCCUUUGAGAAACUCCGCAGGGACUAUCCCUCAAAAAUCCUAAUAAAUCUGUGUACUGCCCUAUUAUUUCUCAAUUUGACAUUCCUCAUUGAUUCAUGGAUUUCGGGCUUCAGCAUCAGGGGUCUCUGUAUUGCAGUGGCUGUGUUCCUCCAUUAUUUCCUGUUGGUUUCCUUCACAUGGAUGAGCCUUGAAGCUAUCCACAUGUACCUGGCUCUUGUUAAAGUAUUUAACACAUAUGUGCGCAAGUACAUGUUGAAAUUCUGCAUCAUCGGUUGGGGAACUCCCAGUAUUGUGAUUGCCAUCGUCCUCAUCAUAAGUCCAGACAACUAUGGACUUGGGCACUAUGACAAGACCGCCAACACGACCUCCGAUAUGUUCUGUUGGAUCAAUGACGACAUUGUGUUCUAUGUUGCUGCCGUAGCCUAUUUCUGUGUAAUGUUCCUCCUGAACAUCAGCAUGUUCAUUGUAGUGAUGAUUCAGUUCUGCCGAAUCAAAAAUCAGAAGCAACAUCAAAAUGCAGAAAGGAGUAUAUUACAAAACAUAAGAAGUGUCACUGGCCUCACCUUCUUACUGGGAAUCACCUGGGGAUUUGCCUUCUUUGCAUGGGCCCCAGUUAACAUUCCAUUUAUGUAUCUAUUUGCCAUCUUCAAUACAUUGCAAGGAACUUUUAUCUUCAUCUUUCACUGCUUGGUCAAAGAGAAUGUUCAGAAACAGUGGAGGAGGUAUCUGUGCUGUGGCAAGCUGAGGCUGGCUGAGAAUUCAGAUUGGAGCAAAACCGCAACAAAUAACACAAAGAAGUUGCAACCCGCGGUCCAGGCCAAGUCCUUGUCCUCGACGUUCAAUAACUCCUUACUGUAUCACUCCUCCUUAUUUCUGGUUCAGGAAUACUCCAGUCACCCCAAUGCCAAUGGUGCUAAGGCUUAAAGAUAUCACCUCACAGUACCACAAGCAUGAAGUUCUGCUGCUGCAACUGCGAUGUGGGGUGAGCUAUACACCAAAGAACUUCUGGUCAAUUGUAGUUCUAGAAGUGAGGCUUGGACUGCAAAAUAGACUCCACACAAGGCAACGUUCAGGCAUCCAUUCUUGAAUGUGGAAAAAGAUUUUAUAAGUAGCUUUAUAGAUGACAUAUCAGUAUUUAUCCAUCAUAUCAGAGACUUUCCAAAUAGGAUCUUCCUGGAUAUUGUUUGGAACUGUAAGAUACGUUCUCAAUCCUGGGAAGUACUUUGAAUUAAGACUUGAUCAUGUUUGAUUGUAGUAGCUUCAGAUUUUUAUGGUUAUGAAGGUUUUAUGGACGAUACUUGUGAACUAUUUAUAAAGUGUAGAAUGUUGCAGUUCAUACUAGUUGUAAUGAUAAUUUAUGCACAAG
Molecule: messenger RNA, 2243 nt
Organism: Hypanus sabinus (Atlantic stingray)
Lineage: Eukaryota; Metazoa; Chordata; Chondrichthyes; Myliobatiformes; Dasyatidae
Product: adhesion G-protein coupled receptor G2-like
Exons: 15
Coding region: 89-1801 (570 amino acids)
Biological process (GO): adenylate cyclase-activating G protein-coupled receptor signaling pathway; cell surface receptor signaling pathway
Cellular component (GO): membrane
Molecular function (GO): G protein-coupled receptor activity
Source: RefSeq, a predicted model, not a curated record